Dreissena polymorpha is the source of this 9018-nucleotide messenger RNA. RefSeq lists its product as uncharacterized. The transcript is spliced from 29 exons. NCBI's taxonomy places the organism in Eukaryota, Metazoa, Mollusca, Bivalvia, Myida, Dreissenidae. The coding region runs from base 312 to 4469 and encodes 1385 amino acids. Gene Ontology annotation, biological process: proteolysis. The record is from RefSeq and is a predicted model, not a curated record. Gene Ontology annotation, molecular function: metallocarboxypeptidase activity; zinc ion binding.
AUUUCUAUAGAAUGUGUAUAAAUCAUUGAACGGUUCAUAAGUUAGGUGGAUGGGUUUGUAAACAAAUUGUGGUGCUGGGAAUUUUUUUGGGGGUUCUUUGGAUUAAUGAGGAUUAAUAGAUCAACUGGCAAUGUGUGGUGGAUAAGAAAAGUCAAAAGCUCUUAUGAAGAAGGGACACAACUGUGGUUACUAUAAAUUGAAGUCGGAAGAAAUACACAGGACAGAAUUGCUUCCCUUCAUUGAUCUGUGUCACAUUCACUAUGAGUUAAUGUCUCCAAUCUGCAACACAGGGAUGUUGUACAUUAGUCACCAUGACGAUACAUGAUACUGUGGAAUCGGAUGGAUUAGUAACAGUAAGCGGAACCUUGAGCCCUCUUAGCACAAUUUCUAGCAAGGGAGAUCACUCCGACACGAAAGCAACAAUGAUUGAGGACAGAUCAAAGUCGGCAAGCUGUCGUAAUCGGCAGCCGACCAUGAUUAGGCGCGAAGGAGCAGUCCGAGUUUCCAGCGAAAAACCCCACAAGGCUUCAGAGAACGGCCCAGUGAGGGGGUUUCGCGCAAUGUCGGCACAGGAGCGAACCAGUCUGAGCCUGAAGUUGAGGGUUGAGGAAGAGGCAGAGAAGUUUUCGGAGCAGAAGAGUAAAAUCGUGAAAGGUUCAGACGACCAGCGAUGGAGGGACAGUAUACGUCAGCAAAUGGAGGCAGAGCUGGACCAGAGGGUUCGGGACGCCUUGGAAACGCCGCCGCUUGAGCGAAACCAUGGUAACCAAAACGGUGAUCACCAGAGAAACAGUUCUAGUCGUGACCUUGAGAAUUUGAAUGCCCAUGUGUUGUUGGACUUGUCUGAUAAAGAGAGAAAUUAUUUAAAAUCAAGACGAUGGAAAGCGCUGCAAGCUAAACGCCAGAUGCAAAAAUUCAUGAGCAUGAAUUAUGGACAUCCGCCGAAUUCCUCGCGUAUUGAGGUCAUGUUUAGGGAUGAACUAUCGAAAUCAAAUCAGGACGAGUUUCCAGGUGUCUUUGGUUUGAAUUCUUUUUCCGAAGGUGUUAAGGAUUUAAACGAAAUUCAUAGAAAACAGUUUGAUAAGUAUCCAACAUUACGACAACUUCAUAAACAGUAUUACACUAAGGAAGGAUUCUUAACUGCCUCUCGAAACGGGAAAUUUCCAGACGGAACGGUGCUAGAAAAAGAAUCCGAUGGUUCUUAUGAGGACAAAUUUGGUGUUGUUCGAAAUCAUCAUGGACCUUUCUGGCCUAGCGAUUGGGGUCCCCUAUACCCGGCCCCAAAGUUUUUAUGGAAUACAAAUACACCAGUAGAACCCUUGUACUAUUUUUUCAAAAGAGACUGCAUGGGGAAAAGAAGGGAGUUUUCCAGGCCAAUGAAAGAUGCAGAUCAAAACUACCCCACUGUUGAGAGCCAGGCAACGCAAUACACAUCAAAAUGGCGCGGUGUGCUCAUAGUUUACGACUCGGAGCGCAGCAGCAGAGACCAUUUUCCCAGUCCGGUUCCCGAAGGAUGCUGCCCAAAUUUACUUUUUGAGUCUCGAUUUGAAAGCGGGAACCUGCGACAGGCACGCAGGGUGGGCCAGUUUGAGUAUGAGUUGGUGUUGAAGACGGACCUGUACACUAAUAGGCACACCCAGUGGUACUAUUUCCGGGUGCAGAACGCGGUACCGGGUAUCACCUACAGGUUCCGGAUCGUCAAUCUGCUCAAACGGGACAGCCUAUACAAUUAUGGUAUGCGACCUCUGUUAUACUCGGAGAUGGAUGCCAAGAAUAAAGGCGUGGGGUGGAUACGCACGGGUCACCAUAUUAGUUAUUCUCGCAAUGUUUUACACCUUCACUGCCCAUUGUUAAUGCGGGGAAUACCCUUCUAUGAGCUGGAAUUCCAGAUGGACUUCCCGAACGAGGGGGACACAUACUACCUGGCCCACUGUUACCCGUACACGUUCACCGAUCUCAAGGACGACCUUGAAAACAUACUCAACGACCCCGAGAGACAGAAGUUCAUGAACCGUGAGGUGUUGUGCGAGACCCGGGCAGGCAAUAGCUGUUUUCUAGUCACUAUAACUAAUUUUGAUCAACCGGAAGCCAUACAAGAGGAGAAGAAAGCUGUGGUGAUAACCGCCCGGGUGCAUCCGGGAGAAUCGCAAGCCUCGUGGAUGAUGAGGGGCGUAAUAGACUUUGUGACCAGCCUAACCCCUCAGGCUGCUGAACUUAGGGACAAAUUCAUAUUCAAAAUAGUGCCCAUGUUGAAUCCCGAUGGUGUGAUAGUGGGAAACUACAGGUGCUCAUUAGCGGCGCGGGAUUUAAACCGGAAUUACCGUCAUCCUAGAAAGGAGAGUUUUCCGACCGUGUGGCAUACGAAAAAUAUGAUAGAGACGGUGAUGGAGAAACAUGAGGUAAUACUGUACUGUGAUCUUCACGGCCAUAGUCGGAAACACAAUGUGUUUAUGUACGGCAACAACACGUCUACAGAUGAUCCUGACAACUGCAAUAACAACGGCAACAGCAUGGCGGGAGUACGGGCUUUCUUGAAUGAACGUCUCUUUCCUUGGCUGAUGGCGCAAAAGUCACCUGAAAAGUUUUCCUUCCCAUUCUGUAAAUUCAACAUCAAACGGUGCAAAGAAGCGACUGGACGCGUGGUGAUGUGGCGUCAGAUGAGGAUCCUAAAUAGUUUCACCCUCGAGGCAACGUUCAGUGGAACAGCAAUGAAUAAUGAUGAGUGCAGACAUUUCAACAUCGCUGAUUACAUGGAGAUGGGGAGAAUACUCUGUGAAUCUGUGCUCGAGUAUCAGUACACGCAGGAAAACAAGGCACGUCAGACGGAGAUAGUGCUGGAGAUGACGCGCUACCUGACGUGCCAGGUGCUGGAGCGACGGAGAGGUGUGUCCUACAAGAUGCCUAACUUGAAGGCAUUCAUGAAACAGGAGCAGGCCAAUAGAAAUGUUGACGAUGGUAAGACCACAUCUAGUCAAGAACAACCCAUGGAGGAAGGGAAGAGCAGUCCAAGUGAGGAGAAUGCCUCAGUUGCCAUGGAAACCGCAGACAACAGUUUGGCCGAGCGUGAAGACAAAAUGCGUAAACGUGAACGGAGACUGGACAACAGGAGUGUGAACGGCAACAACCCUCUGAGCAAGGUGGAUGUCGACAACAUCAUCGACGCGGAGUCCAUGAAGACCAUGGAUGGAUGCCUUAAGAUUCUUGCCCAGUUGAACGUUUCUGAAGCGCUUGAAGAGUCAGACUCAAGUGACUCGGACUCUGAAUCAGAGCCAGAACUGAAGCCCCCGCCAGAGCCAAAGCCAAAGAAGAAGAAGCGGAAGUCGAGGAAGCAGCGGGACCGAGAACAGCAAGACCGGAAAGGUGGAUCGGGCGGGUCAGACAAGAAGGAGGAAAGAAAGUCCAGCUCAAAUUGCUUCCAAUGUACCACUUCUAAAUGCCAUUCGGCUCUUCCGAAUAUCUCAGGCAAUCAGGGUUCAGACUCACGCAAUGACAGCUCUAAUGGGAAGUCACAGGGUAACAGUAAAAAGGACAGAGAUCAAAAAGAGAAAAAAGAAAAGAAUUUCGUCAGCAAGUAUGAUGGUCGUAAAAAUGGUGGAAUACCUUGUUUUGCUGAGGAAAGAAGUGUGGAAAGAGCUGCAAGGCAGAGAAUGGCUGAGAUAAAAAAGCGGGGUGAGGAGGAAAAACAGCGGGAAAUGGCUUUCUUUUGUAUUGACGAGCCCGGCAUGUGCCAGUGCGGUCCAGCCCGCGCGGCCGGUAUGCCUGCUCUGCGUCGCUCACUAACUCAAGACGAGCUUCAACGUCGGCUUCAGGUGGCCUUGAACGAAGGGACGUCCAAUAUUGCUCAGACAUUGGUCGGACUAAAUGUUAGAACUGGAUACACCCAUGCUGGUUUACCAUUCCAUCCAGAUAAGAUUCCCAUAUUCGGAAAGUUCUUUGACUCAUUCAGGGAUUUGACACCUGCCGUCCUGCCUGCCACAGCAAAUCAAAAUAGCAGUUCAGAAGGUAGUGAAAGUGACGGCGACAUUCAGCCCACAAUCCCUGUGACUGCGCGGGCCACGCCUUUCCACCAUGAGACUCCGUCGAUGAUUGCCACAGUGUCACCUGCCUUCCAACACACCACCUCCACACACGCUCACCACAUUUUCAAAAAACAUCUUAGCUUACGAGGCCCCACAAUGAGAAAUGUCACUCGUCACCUUACCAACAGCGCCCAUGGCAACCUCAGUGUGGGUCAAUAUGGUAACCACAUCCCUAGAAAUGAGAUGCCCUCCCCUGCCUUGGACAUCCAGCGGAAAUUAGAGGAGAAAAAACGCAACCCUGGACCUUUGUUUUUCAAUCCUCCGAUCGAAGAAGCCAAGAUCAUGUAUACGCCCAGCACUCGACUUAUGAGGUCGCGAUCUGACCUGAAUAUUUCCAAAGACUACAUGAGAAUUCUUAUGGAACGAAUCAGGAACAAUCCAAUGAUAUAAUGUGGACAACUUCCAUAUAAGAGGACUCAAAGUGCCUGGACACGUGGAAUGACAUUUUUCUGAGUUGUCUACCUUGGAUAAUAGUUGAGUCACCUCCCCUGCUCAUCCAAACAAUUGUCUGUCCAAGAACUGUGGUGCCUGCCUGGUGUUGUGGUUCUUACUUACAAGAAGAAUGAUUAAGACAACUAAAUUAAGUUUUUCAUGCUUAAAGCUACAAUAGCAUAUUAAUGUAGGAAAGACAAGAGUUAUUGUUCCUGAUAGUGGUUGUUGUAGUAAGAAUUCUCGUGUAGGUCAAGAUCUUGUUUCUGUUUGUAGACAUCUGUAACAAGCUUUAUGUGUUGAAUAUUGUUGCUCCAAAGUUUUUGUAGUUCUGAAGAAUUGUAAAUCUUUAUAGGAAAAUGCGUAAUUGUUAGAUUAACCUUUUCCUACUCAAAAGCAAAGUGAAAAUGACUAUGUGUAAACAGCAUAAAAUCAGAAUAGCCUGCGAGUAACUCGCAGUCUGUUCAGGUUUUAUGCUGUUUGCUGCUCAUCAGUAUCUAAGGGUUGGAAAUGAAGCCUUUAAAAGUGAAAUCUAGUAAGAAAGGUCUUUAAUUAAAUAUAAAUUUCUGAGGAACUACAAAUGCAUCAAAAUACAUAUCUAAGUGGUUAACUCUCUCAGUGCUGGAACCGAAUUUUGAAGACCUUUGCAAACAGUUUGGAUCCAGAUGAGACACCACAGAAUGUGGCGUCUCAUCAGGAUCCAAACUGUUUGCUAUUCUGAUAGAAUUGUUUGAAAAAAAAUCGAAGAAAAUGCUUAUUUAAGAAAUUCAGCAGACAACAUUUUAGCAGACAACAAAUUUCCCAGCAUGCAAAAAGUUAAGGGUUAAAUGAAUCACAAUGAGACCUAGGCCAAAUGGCAAGUAAAAGAGCAGCUAGACACAACGUUUUCUAGACUAGAUUUCACCAUGCUUAAAUAUCUUGGUAUAAUAAUUGUUAUUCUUUUCAUUUCUCAUGGAAGAAAUUCCCUGGUACUUUACUUUCAGAACAUAUCAAUCAUAUAAGUUUACAUGUUUUGAACUUAAAAUUGAAUCAUAAAAUAUUUGCCAACAGUUGAACCCCCAAAGAACUGCAAAAUGCGAGUCUUGUUUUGGAUUCAUUGAUAAAAUAAUGUGUUGUGAUAAUGGUCAAAGUUGUAAAUGUGAAACUCAUCUAUUCACAUAGCACAGUGUAACAUGAAACUAAUAAAUAAGGGUUUGAAACUAAAGGGUAUCUUAUAUAGAAAUGUGAAGCAUAUCCAAGAGGUUUUCCAGCAAAAAUUUUCUUUUCUUUAAAAAGUACCUGCAAAACUUGACCAAUUGCUGUCCAAAAAAGUACCAAUUGAAACUUUCCAAUAAUACAAUUGUUUUUUUGUUUGUAUUAAAUUGCAACAAUUAGUUAACUUCCCUAUGCAGCUCUAUAUAUAUACAUAAUGGCUUGAACCCGAGUAAAUAUAAUAUUGACAACUUUAUAAGUUAUCAACUUUAAAAGUAUUUUUUAGCAAUAAAUGAAAUACAAAUUUCCAAAUCUGAAGACUUAACUGGAAUUUUCCUCAUUUCAGGGUGUUUUGCGUAUUUUUUUCUUAUUGAUCUGGUUCGGGUACUUUUCCCUAAGGGGCAAACAAAAUUGCUGUGUUUUCACUAGACUCUAUUGCUAUGGCGAUCAUUUUGCUCUUGUGAUGCUGUAUUUCAAUGUGACUUUGUAUGAUUGUUUUGUGUGCCCCCACUUUUAGAGGGGGAGGUGUAUCUGCUCUCAUUUGUCGUAGAUCAGAUUUUUUUGUUAUGCAAAGCUCAAUACAAGUUUAAAACUCAAAAUGUAUUGCUGCUUAAGCGAUGAAACUUUACAAAUAUAUAAACCAUAAUGAGAAGUACACACUGUAAUUUUUGUGCAGUAUUUUUUUCUUAAACAGCAGAAUGAUGGCCAUUUCAGCAAAUCAAACAACAACAACAAAUUGUUUGUACUUGUAUAACUAGAAAUAUAUUACUGCUUGAGUGAUGUAAGUUAAUAAUCAUAUUAGUCAUCAUGUGAAUUUGUGCACUUUGGUAUGUAUGCGCAAUUUUUUUUUUUUUUGUACAUUAGGGGAGUUUUUAGCUGAAUUAGGGGGCAACAGAGACAUCUCUAGGUUAAACAUGUCAUAUUACUUCAAUGUCUCCAUAAAUUCAUUUCUAAUCAAAGCAUCCACAUUUUUAGCUCACCUGAGCACAAUGUGCUCAUGGUGAGCUUUUGUGAUGGCUUUUGUCCGUCGUGCGUUGUCAACAUUUGCCUUGUUAACACUCUAGAGGCCACAUUUAUUUUCUAAUCUUCAUGAAAUUUGGUCAGAAGAUUGGUCUCAAUGAUAGCUUGGAUGAGUUCGAAAAUGGUUACGUUUGUUUGAAAAACAUGGCUGUCAAGGGUCGGGGCAUUUUUCCUUAUAUGGCUUAAGUAAAACCUUGUUAACACUCUAAAGGCCACAUUUAUUGUCAGAUCUUCAUGAUUCUUAGUCAGAAGAUUUGUCCUAAUGAUAUCUUGUAUAGUUAAAAAAUUAUGCAGGUUGGUUGAAAAACAUGGUCGCCAGGGAGGGGGGCAUUUUUCCUUAUAUGGCUAUAGUAAAACCUUGUAAACACUCUAGAGUCCACUUUUAUUUUCCGAUCUUCAUGAAACUUGGUCAGAAGAUUUGUCCCAAUCAUAUCUUGGAUGAGUUUGAAAAUGGUUCCGGUUGCUAAAAAAACAUGGCCACCAGGGGGCGGGGCAUUUUUCCUUAUAUCGCUAUAUAUGGCUUUAGUAAAAUCUUGUUAACACUCUAGCGGCCACAUUUAUUGUCGGAUCAUCAUGAAACUUGGUCAGAAGAUUUGUCUCAAUGAUAUCUUAUACAAGUUUGAAAAUGGUUCCAGUUGCUUGAAAAACAUGGCCACCAGGGGGCAUGGCAUUUUUCCUUAUAUGGCUUCAUGAAACUUGGUCAGAACAUUUGUUGUAAUAACAUCUUGGGCUGCACAGAACAGGUCAGUUCCUUUCAAUCUCAGGUGAGCAACUUUGGGUCUUUCAGGCCCAGGGGUGGUGAAAUCUCAAAAAACUAUACUUGUCCACGGACAACCAUUUAGGAAAUUUAACAUGUCCGUUGAUUAACUAAACUUGUCUGUUAAUGUUCAUAUAAAGAGCACCCACAUACUUGAUGUUACUUACAUGUAAUUUCAAUUUUUCUUGAUCACUUUUUAGUUGACAAGACGUGUGUUUGGCACUUUUUUAAUGAGCAGACAAGGUGUCCUUACAAUUAACAGUCAUUCCAGUGUAAAGUCCAGACUUAGUAUCGGCCAAAAGGGGAACUGCUUACAUAUUGUACAUGUAGCAAUUUGACUAUCAUCAACUCGUAACCAUGAAUUUUUUUUUAGUAAAGUGUCUUGAAAAGUUCUGGUGCGUUUAUUUAGAUCAUAUUUGUUAUCAUAAUCUUUCUUAGUUUUUUGGGAGGUGGACUGCUCAAAGCUUCCGCUUCUGCUCCGUUGUUGAAGAUUUAAAAAAAAACGUUCCAUCUUCACCGAAAGUCGUCUGAAAUAACAAGGUAGACCGUGUUUUGAUUAUCUUGAUUAGCUUGAUUGCUCCACAAAUAGCACUGACAAUGUAAUCGUGUGUCAACAUCCGGUUUUGUAAAACUUACUUACGACUUUAAUACAAUGUAUUUUUUGUUUUCCUUGACCCGACUUUAAAAUAACUGGUUGUCCACGGACAACUUAAUUGAAAAAAAUCAGUUGUCCAGACAAGCAAAUGUACGACUCGGGCAACUCGGACAUUUGAUUUUGCCACCCCUGAGGCCCUCUCGUUAUGUUUAUAUUUUAAAGUCAUUUUUAUGUAUGAAUGUUUUUUUGUCAGUACCGUUCAAGAUUAUGGACAUAUGCAUUAUAAACUAUCCUGAAUUUAUAGAGUAUCUCUCACUUCAUAUAAGGUAUAAAAAAAUAUCACAGCUUACUGUUUGUCAAUUAUUCUUGAUUUUGUUCUGGAAUCGUAAUUAACACCGGUUACAUAUUGUUUGAUAGAAUAUAUGUGUUAAUUAUUUGGGUUCUGGCAUGUGGCCAAAAUUUCAUCUUCUAGAAAAAAUGAGGAAAGCAGUUCUAUUUGGAAAGUGCUUACAAUUAUUUUGUUCCAUAUUUGUAAUUUUUGCACUUGAAACAAUGAUGAACAAUUUACAUAUCUCAAAAGAACUUGUGUCUUUUUGAGGUUGAAUUUUCUUAGAUAGUAGCAUUCAUUUUAAAACUGUCCAUUUUAUUAUUGUUGUAUUAUACAUUUUUUCAUUUCCAUAUUUUAGUUUUAUAUUUUAUUAUUGUUGUAGUAUACAUUUUUUCAUUUCCAUAUUUUAGUUUUAUAUUUGUAUCAUAUAUAAUAGUACCAUAAUUUAUGAUGUGAUGAUAUAUUUGCCAAUAUCAUGAAAUGAUAUUUGUCUAGAUAAAACUUUAAAAUUUUAGUUAUAUUUAAAUUAUUUUUGUCAGUUGUAUUGUGUAUUUUGAUACAUGUUAUAUUGUUAUAGUAUUGAAAUGUCUGUUUAUCCAUAAUAAAAUGUUACAAAAUG